GACAGUCAGCGACAUGAACAGGGAAGGAUGAUGAAGCUAAGAUGGCAGCGCUACUAGGGGUGCUGUCUUUACGGGGUCAAGAAAAACAGCAGGAAUAAACGCAGAGCACGGACGUCAGCUCGCGCAUUUGAGUUAUUUCACUUCGGCCAAUUGAACGUGGUUGGAUCGCCUGCAAUCGGGGAAAUAACGGUUGAUUCGGCCGAUCCGGCGCAGGAAGGGACGCGUAUUUCGCAGUCGCAGCAGAGCGGCUAACCGUAAACGUCGUUUCAAUCGGGGAUACUCGGAUGUAAUUCGCCGGGCGUUUUGCGGGUUUGCGGAGAGGAUUUAUGGAGUGCGACUGGGACUUUUAGCUCUGUUGAUUGACAGUGUAAUCUAAUAUAUGCGUUGUUCCCCUAAACGAUGAUGUGUGCUGCUGCGGCAGCGGGUGCCGGUGGAAGCGGGAUUCUGUCCUCCUCAUCCCACUCCAUGGGGCUGGGUGUCAGGGUCAUCCCCGGAGCUGGAAACGAUUUCGCACCGAUCGGAUCAGGGAUGGGCUCCUGUCCCGUUGUAGGGGCCCGCUCGGAUUGUCGGAGCCGCUACCAGCUUCUUCUCUCAGGGCGAGCACUGGCGGAGCGGUACCGGAGGAUUUACACCACCGCGAUCAACGACAAAGAGCAGGGGCUCAACCUCGGCAGGGGGAAGAAAGCUUUGAGCAAGAAGAAGCUAAAAAGGAGGCAAAAAGUCAAAUCAAAAGUAAAAACAAGAACAAAGACAGAUACUCUGGAUGGGGCCUUUCCAGUGCCUGACAUCAAACUCCACAGCAAUCCCUCUGCAUUCAAUGUCUACUGUAAUGUACGGCACUGCGUGCUGGAUUGGCAGCAGAAAGAGGCCGCAUUGGCCCUCGCCUCUCGAAACUCUGUGCAGAGCGGUGACUCUGACAGUGAGGAAGAGGAGGAGUACCGCGAACCUUUUGUCAAACUGCCGAAGAUCAUUGGGAUUGGACUGUGUGGAGUGUUUGAGCUCAUCAAAGAGACCCGUUUCUCGCACCCGUCACUGUGCUUAAGGAGCCUUCAGGCCCUUCUAGAUAUGCUCCAGGGACAGCAGCCAGAGAGCUUUCAGACCGAACCACCAGAUGUGCUGGAGUCUCUGUUCCACCUUCUGUUGGAGACAACGGUGCGGAGCACAGGGAUGAAUGACCCCACUGGUCAGACCCUGACAGCGUUAUCCUGCGCCUGCCUCUUCAGCCUGGUGGUGGCUUGGGGAGACACCGGCAAAACCCUACAGGCUGUGUCUGCUAUCCUCACCAACAAUGGCAGUCAUGCAUGCCAGACCAUCCAGGUUCCAACAAUCCUGAAUGCACUACAGAGAAGUGUGCAGGCGGUUCUGGUGGGGAAGAUUCAGAUCCAGGAAUGGUUCGGAAAUGGCAUCAAGCGAGCUGCACUGAUGAACAAAUGGGUUCUGAAGGAGGUGAACAUCGAUGACGACGAACACUGUCUUCUUCAAACAGAUGGUUCCUUUCUUUACCUGCUCUGUAAAGAUGGCCUCUACAAAGUAGGCUCAGGAUACAGCGGCACCGUUCGGGGCCAUGUAUACAACUCCACAUCACGUAUCAGGAACCGUAAGGAGAAAAGGUCAUGGCUGGGAUUCGCCCAGGGUUGUUUGCUAUAUCGAGACAUGAACAGUCACAACAUGGCAGCCAUAAAGAUCAACCCAGAGACUCUGGAGCAGGAGGGCACCAUCACAGUGCCUGGUCUGCAAGCAGAUGGACAGAACAUCAUAUUUACUGACGGAGAAUAUAUCAACCAGAUUGCAGCCUGCAAAGAUGAUGGCUUUGUGGUGCGGAUCUAUGCUACCAGCUCAGACCCAGCUUUACAGCAGGAGCUGCAGCUCAAACUGGCCAGGAAGUGUCUUCAUGCCUGUGGGAUUUCCCUCUUCGACCUGGAGAAAGAUCUUCAUAUCAUCAGCACAGGGUUUGAUGAGGAAGCAGCCUUGAUUGGAGCUGGCAGAGAGUUUGCUUUGAUGAAAACUGCAUCUGGCAAGAUCUACUAUACUGGAAAGUAUCAGAGCCUCGGUAUCAAACAGGGCGGACCAUUGUCUGGGAAGUGGGUGGAGUUGCCUGUAACCAAAUCACCCAAGAUUGUGCAGUUCUCAGUGGGACAUGACGGCUCCCACGCCCUGCUGGUGGCGGAGGAUGGGAGCGUCUUCUUCACGGGCUCCGCCAGCAAAGGGGAGGACGGAGAGUCAACAAAGAGCAGAAGACAACCAAAGCCCUACAAACCCAAGAAGAUGAUCAAACUCGAAACCAAGAUGGCCGUUUACACAGCCUGCAACAACGGCAGUAGCAGCAUCGUCACUAAAGAUGGAGAGCUCUACAUGUUUGGCAAGGAUGCCAUUUACAGUGACAGUACCUGCCAGGUAUCAGAUUUGAAGGGACACUUUGUAACUCAGGUAGCCAUGGGAAAAGCUCACACCUGUGUCCUGACCAAGAGCGGGGAGGUUUGGACCUUUGGAGUGAACAACAAAGGCCAGUGUGGUCGAGACACUGGAGCUAUGAGCCAGGCAGGGAAAGCGUUUGGAGUGGAGAACAUGGCCACCGCUAUGGACGAGGACCUGGAGGACGAGCUGGACGAGAAGGAGGAGAAGUCUAUGAUGUGUCAGCCUGGCAUGCACAAGUGGAAGCUGGACCAGUGUAUGGUGUGCACUGUGUGUGGAGACUGCACUGGAUAUGGGGCCAGCUGUGUGAGCAGUGGCCGACCUGACAGAGUGCCAGGAGGGAUCUGUGGCUGUGGCUCUGGCGAGUCGGGCUGUUCGUCAUGUGGCUGCUGUAAGGCUUGUGCCAGAGAGCUGGAUGGUCAGGAAGCCAGACAGAGAGGAAUCUUUGAUGCUGUGAAGGAAAUGAUACCGCUGGACCUGCUGUUAGGCGUCAAUAUAGAGGAGCACAUCCAGAUUCGACAGGAGGAGAAGAGACAGCGCAUCAACCGCCGCCACCGGCUGGAGGAGGGCCGAGGCCCCCUUGUUUUCCCUGGUCCCCUUUUUAUGAACCAGCGUGAGCAGGUGCUAGCCAGACUAAGACCUCUUCAGGCUGUUAAGCUAAUGCGGGAGAAACUAAAAGAUGGCAGCAGUGAACGCGGGGACAAAGAUGCCAGUAAGAUCACUACAUAUCCUCCCGGGGCCGUUCGUUUCGACUGUGAGCUGCGAGCUGUGCAGGUCAGCUGUGGUUUCCACCACUCCGUUGUUUUAAUGGAGAAUGGCGAUGUUUACACUUUCGGUUAUGGACAACAUGGACAACUUGGACAUGGAGAUGUUAAUUCUAGGGGGUCUCCCACUUUGGUGCAAGCUUUGCCUGGCCCCAGUACUCAGGUGACAGCAGGCAGUAAUCACACUGCAGUGCUUCUCAUGGAUGGACAGGUCUUCACCUUCGGGAGCUUCUCAAAAGGACAAUUAGGGCGGCCCAUCCUAGACAUGCCCUACUGGAAUGCCAAGCCCUCUCCAAUGCCCAACAUUGGUGCCAAAUACGGGCGAAAGGCCACGUGGAUUGGAGCGAGCGGCGAUCAGACCUUCCUUCGAAUCGACGAAGCGCUGAUCAACUCUCACGUUCUGGCCACCUCUGAGAUUUUUGCCAACAAACACAUCAUUGGUUUGGUUCCAACGUCUAUAUCUGAACCUCCUCCUUUUAAAUGCCUGCUGAUCAACAAACUGGAUGGGAGCUGCCGCACAUUCAAUGACUCCGAACAGGAGGAUCUCCAGGGGUUUGGCCUCUGCUUGGAUCCUGUCUAUGAUGUCAUUUGGAGGUUUCUCCCUGUCACGCGGGAGAUGUGCUGCUAUAACGCUGUGAUAGCAGAUGCUCGUGUGCCCACUGCCUCCGACAUCCAGGCCCUCUGCAGCAUCCUGAGCCCUGAACUGGCUCUGCCCUCAGGAUCCCAUGCCAGCACCACCCGCUCCCAUGGAGCUCUGCACAUCCUGGGUUGUCUUGACACACUGGCUGCUAUGCAGGAGCUGAAGAUGGGUGUUGCCAGCGCUGAGGAGGAGACCCAGGCUGUUAUGAAAGUCUACUCAAAAGAGGAUUACAGUGUCGUCAACCGCUUUGAGAGUCAUGGAGGAGGCUGGGGUUACUCUGCCCAUUCAGUGGAGGCCAUCCGCUUCUGCGCUGAUGCUGACAUCUUGUUAGGGGGUUUGGGUCUUUUUGGUGGUCGAGGAGAAUACACGGCAAAGAUCAAGCUGUUUGAGCUGGGUCCAGAUGGAGGAGACCAUGAAACUGAUGGAGACCUUCUGGCAGAGACGGAUGUUCUGGCAUAUGACUGUGCUGCUCGGGAGAAGUACGCCAUGAUGUUCGAUGAGCCUGUGCUGCUUCAGUUGGGCUGGUGGUACGUGGCGUGGGCACGUGUGUCUGGACCGAGCAGUGACUGCGGUUCCCACGGCCAGGCCACAAUCACCACGGAUGAUGGUGUGGUCUUUCAGUUCAAGAGCUCAAAAAAAUCAAACAAUGGUACUGAUGUGAAUGCUGGACAAAUACCUCAGCUGUUGUACAGGUUGCCUUCUAAUGAUGGAAACGCUUCCAAAGGAAAGCAGCAGACCAGUGAACCUGUACACAUCCUCAAGCGCACUUUUGCCAGGACCGUGUCUGUGGACUGUUUCGAGUCUCUGCUGAGUAUCCUGCACUGGAGCUGGACCACGCUAGUGUUGGGAGUGGAGGAGUUGAGGGGAUUGAAGGGUUUCCAGUUCACAGCUACCCUUCUGGACCUCGAGCGCCUGCGGUUUGUGGGCACCUGCUGCCUGCGACUGUUGCGAGUCUACAUCUGUGACAUCUUCCCCAUUUCUGCCAGCACCAAAGCGAUUGUGGAGGAGUCCAGCAAGCUGGCGGAGUGUGUGGGAAAAACACGUAGCCUACUGAAGAAGAUCCUGUCAGAAGGAAUGGACAACUGCUUGACCAAGCUGGACAACGACCCACAGGGAUAUCUGAGUCAACCGCUCACGCUGCUGGAGGCUGUGCUGCAAGAGUGUCAUAACACUUUCACAGCCUGCUUUCACUCCUUCUACCCGACUCCGGCUCUGCAGUGGGCCUGUCUCUGCGACCUACUCAACUGCCUGGACCAGGACAUUCAAGAGGCAAACUUCCGCACAUCGAGCAGUCGUCUGCUGGCUGCGGUGAUGUCAGCGCUGUGCAACACAUCGGUCAAGCUGACCUCCAUCUUGCCCAUUGCGUAUGAUGGGGAGGUGUUACUCCGCUCUCUCGUCAAGCAGGUCAGCACAGAGAAUGACUCUGCCCUUGCUCACCGCUUCCCCUUGCUGGUGGCACACAUGGAGAAACUCAGCCACACGGAAGAGAAUCUCAUGGGCAUGACAACAUUCCGGGAGGUUCUGGAGAAGAUGCUGGUCAUUGUAGUGCUUCCUGUGAGGAAGAGUCUUAGGAAAGAGGUCGAGCUCUUUUCUCCUCAUCUCGUGUCCAACACCUGUGGUCUGCUGGCCAGUAUUGUCAGCGAGCUCACCGCAUCUGCUCUCGGUUCUGAGGUGGAUGGUUUGAACUCCCUGCACUCUGUGAAAGCCACCCCCAACCGCUUCACCAAAACCAGCCAGGGACGCAGCUGGAACACUGGGAAUGGCUCCCCCGAUGCCAUCUGCUUCACCGUGGACAAGCCAGGGGUGGUGCUGGUGGGUUUCUGUGUGUACGGCGGAGGAGGCAUUCAUGAGUAUGAGCUGGAGGUGCUCGCUGAUGAUGCUCAGACGGAGCACCCUGGAGAUUCCGCCCACUCCCACAGAUGGACAUCUCUAGAACUGGUCAAAGGCACUUACUGCACUGAUGACUCCCCCAGUGACAUCGCCGAGAUCCGUCUGGACAAAGCUGUUCCUCUGAAGGAAAAUGUGAAAUACGCCGUUCGUCUGCGUAACUAUGGCAGCCGCACAGCCAAUGGGGACGGAGGCAUUACCACCGUGCAAUGCUCUGAUGGAGUCGCCUUUACCUUCAGCACCUGCAGCUUGAGCAGCAAUGGCACCAAUCAGACCAGAGGCCAGAUCCCUCAGAUUCUUUAUUACAGGAGUGAAUAUGAUGGUGAUCUUCAGUCACAGCUGCUAAGCAAAGCCAAUGAAGAGGACAAGAAUUGCAGUCGAGCCCUCUCUGUAGUCAGCGUAGUUGUACGGGCAGCCAAAGACCUCCUUCAUAGGGCCUUUGCUGUGGAUGUUGAAGAUAUUCCAGAGCUGUUGAGUUCCUCCAGUCUUUUUUCAAUGCUGCUUCCACUUAUUUUGGCAUAUAUUGGUCCUGUGGCUGCCUCUGUUCCUAAGGCUGCGGUGGAGGUGUUUGGUUUGGUUCAGGAACUUCUUCCAGCUGUUUCUGCCCUGAACCAGAAAUAUGCCCCGCCCACCUUCAACCCUAACCAAUCCACUGACAGCACUACUGGGAACCAGCCAGAGCAGGGCCUGUCAGCUUGUACCACAUCCAAUCAUUAUGCUGUUCUAGAGAGCGAUCACCCCUACAAGCAGGCUGGUGUCACUCAAUACAAGGU
Molecule: messenger RNA, 6476 nt
Organism: Danio rerio (zebrafish)
Lineage: Eukaryota; Metazoa; Chordata; Actinopteri; Cypriniformes; Danionidae
Gene: mycbp2
Product: MYC binding protein 2
Biological process (GO): protein ubiquitination
Cellular component (GO): nucleus; cytoskeleton; axon
Molecular function (GO): ubiquitin protein ligase activity
Source: RefSeq, marked validated